This is a messenger RNA of Suillus clintonianus, 2757 nucleotides long. RefSeq lists its product as uncharacterized. Bases 1 to 2757 code for a protein of 918 amino acids. The transcript is spliced from 10 exons. The record is from RefSeq and is a predicted model, not a curated record. NCBI's taxonomy places the organism in Eukaryota, Fungi, Basidiomycota, Agaricomycetes, Boletales, Suillaceae.
AUGGCCAAUUUUCUGGAUCGUUUGCCCUGCCCCUAUUGUGGCAUGAACUUCAAGUCCCAGCGAGGACGUACCAAACAUAUUCGGACAAUUCAUUCUUACGAUCACGACGAUCACAUUUGCAAUGACAAAGUCCCUGCAAGCCCCCGAGCUGACUCAGACUUCAAUGAUGCACGCCCAGACUUUGAAGACGAAAGCCGGGACUUCGCUGACACAUACUCAGGAGAUCAUGACGCUGAUGCCCCCCAGCCUGAGCCUGAUCACGAUCGGCCAAUGUAUGGCAAGAUCGAACAUCCGUACUUGUUUGGUAGACCUUGUGAUGCGCAAGGCAAUCCCCUGCCUCCAGGUACUGCUCCCCCUCCACGUUGUACUGCCGACGACGAUUGGUCUCCCUUCACCAAUCAAGCCGACUUCCUCCUAGCGGAUUUCCUCUUCCGCAAGGUAGAAAUGUCAGGUAGCGACAUCAAUUUUCUCAUGGAGUUAUGGGCGUUUAAGAUGCAACAACUGGGUGAAGCAGCAAGUAGCCCUUUUAUCUCGCAUAAAGACGUCUACGCCACCAUUGAUUCAAUCCGUCAGGGCGAUGUUCCAUGGGAAUGUCUCUCUGUCGAUCUCGGAGAUACUAUUCCUGACGAUGCGCCGAGUUGGGCUGAGCAUUCUUAUCAAGUUUGGUAUCGCAACCCAGACGCCGUCAUCAAGAACAUGCUCGACAACCCCGAUUUCCACCAGCAGUUCGACUAUGCACCACAUGUCACUAAGGACCGGCGUGGCCAGCGCAAGUGGCAGAAUUUUAUGUCGGGAAACUAUGCCUGGCGUCAAUGUGACAAAAUCUACAAUGAAGACCCUUCAACUGAAGGGGCCACAUAUGUUGGUAUCAUCCUGGGUAGCGACAAGACCACGGUGUCUGUCGCCACCGGGAAUGUUGAAUAUCACCCGCUAUAUCUCUCAAUCGGCAACCCACACAACGGAGUUCGACGCGCACACCGCAAUGCGGUGACCCCGAUUGGGUUUUUGGCAAUUCCCAAAGCGGAACGAAAGUAUGACGAUGACGUGGCUUUUCGCAAGUUCAAACGUCAGCUAUACCACGCGUCCAUCUCGGCAAUCCUACAGCCUCUCAAGCCAGGAAUGGAGACCCCCCUGAUUCGUCGAUGCCCAGACGGUCACUAUCGACGGGUGAUAUACGACCUUGCGGCUUAUAUUGCUGACUAUCCCGAACAAUUGAUGGUAGCUGGAAUUGUGCAAAACUGGUGCGCUAAAUGUACUGCUCUGCCUGAACACCUUGAUGGAGUCGGAGGCCGGAGAACACGCGAGUUCAUGCACACGUUGGUCGAUACACUAUCCUCUGGCCUCCUUUGGGAUCAGUACGGAAUCGAUAGUGAUAUUGUGCCAUUUACCUACGAUUUCCCGCGCGCCGACAUUUAUGCGAUGCUCACGCCCGAUCUCUUACAUCAAGUCAUCAAAGGGACGUUUAAGGACCACCUUGUGGCGUGGACCGAGAAAUACCUUGCAGAAACAGAGGGCGAGGCUCGCAAAGAUGCGAUCAUGGAUGACAUUGACCUAUUGCAGCAGGUACCGGCGUUUACGGGACUUCGUCGUUUCCCUCAAGGAAGACGCUUCAAACAAUGGACCGGAGAUGAUUCAAAGGCUCUAAUGAAGGUUUUUUUGCCAGCAAUUGCCGAAUAUGUCCCACCCCAACUCGUCCAAUGUGUUGCCGCUUUCUUGGACUUCUGCUACCUUCGUGAAAUCUUUCGUGAAUCUGGUGUCCGCCCAACUGGUUUUUCGCUUCCUCGGCAACACGCACUCGUCCAUUAUCCACGACUCAUCCAGGAGUAUGGUGCGCCAAAUGGCCUUUGUUCAUCCAUCACCGAAUCACGGCACAUCACUGCUGUCAAGCGGCCAUGGAGACGUUCUAACCGCUUCAAUGCCCUGGGGCAGAUGCUCCUUACUAACCAACGUCUGGAUAAAUUGGGUUUGGCCCGAGUAGACUUUGUAGCUCGAGGGAUGUUGCCGACGACUGUUUCGAUUCCCUCUCGUGGUCACGACAGCUUGCACAACACCGUGGAUGAAGAAGCCAUUGACGAGGACAAUGUAACUGAAGCUAGAGUAGAGAUGGCACGACGGCGACAACGGGGUUAUCCUCGCGUGCUUCAGGUCCUGGCAGCAUACAUUUCUGAGCCAUCGCUGCCGGCUCUUACAAGGCAAUUUCUCCACGAACAGAUGGCGCUCGACAACAGCAUACCCCUCCCCGAAAUCAUUUCACCCAUCUCAGUAUUCCAUUCCGCCUCUGCUACAUUCUACGCACCGAGCGAUCUCUCAGGUACCCGCGGUGUCCGUCGUGAGAUCAUCAGGUCGACUCCUGUUUGGCGGGGGAAGGACCCUCGACGUGACUGUGUGCUGAUCGUAGAGGAUGACGACAAGCCUGGCAUGCGAGGAAUGAUAGUUGGCCGAGUGAAGCUGUUUUUCUCCUUUUCUCAUGAGGGCCAGAUAUACCCGUGUGCACUCAUCGAGCGUUUUUCCAGAGUCGGUCGUGGGCCAGACCCAAACACUGGAAUGUGGAAAGUCAAGCCGUUGUUGGACAGGCAGAAGAAUCGAGUGCAAAUGGUCGAGCAUCUAGAUGUGAUUUUCCGGAGUGCUCACUUGAUCCCUGUGUUUGGCGACGGGCCUCUGCCUGAUGAUUUUCACUUUUCUUUUUCACUGGACGUUUUCAAUUCCUACUAUGUAAAUAGAUACGCAGAUCACCAUACAUUUGAGAUUAUAUUUUGA